Messenger RNA from Bradysia coprophila, 1157 nucleotides. RefSeq lists its product as uncharacterized. Lineage: Eukaryota; Metazoa; Arthropoda; Insecta; Diptera; Sciaridae. The record is from RefSeq and is a predicted model, not a curated record.
UGCAAGUUGGCUCAACAAACUAUUCAUUCUCCUGAUGUCAACCAGCUAUAUUGGAAACUAAAUCAAAUUCUACCGUUCGCCAUGACUUCGAUCAAUCCAGUAAAGGUGAUAGGGUUGGCGUUGUUGUUAGCUGCACAAAUCUUUGAAAUACCCGCAGAAAGAAACAAAAGAUCUGUCGAUAUCCUGAACUUGAACUUGAACCCCACACCGGACGUUGCCGCUGAAAACGCAUUUAAUGCUGACCCAGUUUCUUGGUUGGGCAAAAAUUCAAUUAGCAGUGUGGCUAUAUUCACGUACGCACUCAACCAACGAACCCGUGUGAAUUUACGCAAUGGCGAAAUAUUUUCGUUCCGAUUUGCAAGGGUGGGAACCAACAAAUACGUUUACUAUGCUACACCGGAGUCAAGUGCCGGUGUUAAGGGCUAUUGGCUGAAUACUGCCGACAAGAUUACCAUUAACUUGAAUGACGGUCCUGCAUUCGUUUUUACCGGUGAACUUCAGGGAUGCUCAAUACAUGCAAAAGUUGUUUCCAAUAAAUUGGAAGUGUUCCAUCGCAACCGACAGCAUCUGCAUCAAAUUUACCUCGAUGCUAAUCGACAGGCCAUCGAUGGAAACGGUGCGCCAAUACGAGAAUUGGCCGGUGUUACAAGAUUCUUGGACAAAAAUCGGAACGAAAUUACGGCAGUGGCAAACGGUAAAAUUUCUUUGAAUAACGGCAUUUUGGACAGAUAUGGAAAUCGAAUAACGACAAUCAAUGGAAAGGAAGUGGAGAAUUUGAUAAACGAUAAUGUAGACCGAGGAACGGACGAGAUAUGUCAAUUCCUCAAUUAUGAUUUAAGAGGAGGAAGAUCCGUGUCUUGGGAACAAUACAGUUCCAAUCUUCCCGCCAACUAUGAAGCAGACCUUGCAGCUCAUCGCACCGGACCGAAAUUUACGACACCGUUUAUAUUUCGCAAGGACGGCGUGUGGUCUUUUGUAUCGCAACAAAUUCAAUACAGCGGUUCUGGUGGUGCUCCGGCUAGAGGACAAAUCUACGAUUUCCAAUUCACUGGCAAAGGCUAUUUGACCCAUCUGGAUUAGACAAUGGCCAUAAAUUUCCAUCCUUUGCUACAUGCUCUCUAUGAAUUGAAUUGGAUCAAUAAAUUCGAUUAGAAGAA